UGUUUUUUGCAUGUUUUUUUGAAGAAAUAUCCUUCAGGUUUAAUUUUGAUUAAAAUGAGUGAUCAGGGAGUUGCAGCUUAUUGCAGUUCUACUACUCCAUUGUUGCUCAAUGAGGAUAUUAACGAUAGAUUAUCUCAAGAAUGUGUUAAGGAUGUUUCACCAGAGAAGCAAGAUUCCUUUCAGUGCCAGUGUAAAGCUUGGCGACCGUCACUUUCAAAGGUUGUUGAAGAGAUCAAGCAGCUUUAUGCCAUAGCCCUGCCUAUGAUCAUUACUGGUAUUCUUAUCUAUGGAAAAUCAGCAAUAUCAAUUUUUUUGAUGGGCAAAUUGGGCAAAGAAUCAUUGGCAGGAGGGUCUCUGUCGAUUGGUAUUGCUAAUAUUACUGGCUAUUCUGUCAUUUCUGGCCUUGCAAUGGGAAUGGAAGCCAUUUCUUCUCAAGCCUGUGGAGCCAAGCAGUGGCCUCUUAUGGGCCAAACCCUACAACGCACCAUAGCCAUUCUGACAAUAGCCUGUUUGCCCAUUUCAGUGUUGUGGCUAAACAUUGAGCCUAUCCUUCUCUUUUGUGGACAAGACCCCGUAAUCUCCUCAGUUGCCUCAACUUAUCUUGCAUUCUCUCUCCCAGAUCUGCUCUUCCAAUCUCUAAUAAACCCUCUUAGAAUUUACCUAAGAACCCAAAACAUAACCCUCCCUCUUAUGUUAACUGCAGCUUUUGCCCUUGCUUUACAUGCUCCUAUCAACUACAUCCUCGUCUAUCAUCUUAGCCUUGGCAUUCAAGGUAUAGCUGUAGCAGUUGCCUUAACAGAUUUGAAUUUGCUUAUAACCCUUUUGCUUUACCUAUGCUUCUCUGGCAUUUGUGAUAAAACAUGGCAAGGUUGGUCCCUGGAAUGCUUUUAUGAAUGGAAACCAAUACUUUCCCUAGCUAUACCUAGUUGCAUAUCUGUUUGCUUGGAAUGGUGGUGGUAUGAGCUUAUGAUAGUCCUUUCAGGGCUUCUUACCAAUGCCCCAGAGGCAGUUGCUACAAUGGGGAUCCUAAUACAAGCAACUUCACUUAUCUAUAUCUUCCCUUCAUCUUUGAGUCUAGCCGUGUCGACACUGGUUGGUAUUGAGUUGGGAGCAAACCAGCCAAGCAAAGCUAAAACCUCGUCCAUGAUUGCAUUGUCAUGUUCCAUUUUCACUAGUUUCCUGGCUAUGUCGUUCAUGACAACGAUGAGAAAUGGUUGGGGACAAAUUUUCACUAAUGAUAAAGCGAUUUUGUCGUUGACUGCAAUGGUAAUGCCUGUGGCAGGGUUCUGUGAGCUAGGGAACUGCCCACAAACCACUGGCUGUGGGUUGUUAAGAGGAAGUGCUAGGCCAACUUUGGGUGCCAACAUAAAUUUGGGAUCCUUCUACGGUGUAGGAUUGCCUAUCGCUGUUUUAAUGGGUUUUGUCAUGGAUAUAGACUUGUUGGGCCUUUGGUUCGGCUUAUUAGCAGCCCAAGUUGUGUGUGCUAUGGUCAUGAUCAUAGUGGUGGCGAGAACAGAUUGGUUACUGCAAGCAAAAAGAGCCAGGCAGCUGACUGGAGUUAAUGCGGGACAGGAGGAGGAAGAACAGAGCAAAAUCCAGGGAUUAAUAUCAGUAAUGCUGGUGAAGUAGCUUGUUUUCAAGCUAUAAAUUAC
Messenger RNA from Durio zibethinus, 1652 nucleotides. Its product is annotated as protein DETOXIFICATION 49-like. NCBI's taxonomy places the organism in Eukaryota, Viridiplantae, Streptophyta, Magnoliopsida, Malvales, Malvaceae. The record is from RefSeq and is a predicted model, not a curated record. Gene Ontology annotation, biological process: xenobiotic detoxification by transmembrane export across the plasma membrane. Gene Ontology annotation, molecular function: antiporter activity; xenobiotic transmembrane transporter activity. Gene Ontology annotation, cellular component: membrane.